AUGGUUAGAAACUACAACUUUGGCAUCGAAAUCGAGGCCGUCGCCAAGCCGUACGGCGGCGGUGAGAGCUUCACCAACGUCGACUGGUAUCGCCAACUCGCCCAGAAGCUGCGAAACCGGGGCAUCGAGGCCGUUCACGACGACAACUCCAGGUACAGCAAGCACCCCGAGUACUACGGAGGCAAGUGGUUUGUGACCAGAGAUGGCUCCUUGAAGAGGGAGCGGCCCAUGGUCUGCAUGGAGGUCGUCUCCCCCCGCCUCGACACAACCCAAGAGGUUAGCAGCAUCCUCGGCGAGUUCUGGGAAGCCAUGCGCGUCCACUUCAACCCCCAGAGGGACGUCUCUUGCGGCGGCCACGUCCACGUAACGCCCGUCUCCCUUCACAACAAGUUCUCCCUGCGAUCCCUCCGUCGCAUCGCCUUCGCCACGGUCGUCUACCAGGACUUUGUCGCCGCCGUUCUCCCACAGGCGCGUCGCCAGAACCAGUACUGCCGCCCCAACUCGCAGAGCGAAGGAUCGGGCCUCCACGACACUCUCAUGCUGUGCGGGAGGAGCAAUGCCUCCAUGCACAAGGUGGCGACUGAAAUCAAGGCCAAGGGGUCCGAGACGGAGCUAUACUUUUACAUGCAGGGAAACCGCUACGUGCUGUGGAACUUUCAAAACAUCUUUCCCAACCCCAAGACGGGCAAAUGCACGGGCACGGUCGAGUUCCGCGGCGGAAACCAGUUUCUGAGCACCAAGGGGACGCUGGCAUGGGUGGCAUUUGUUUUGGGAUUCAUCACGCUGGCGAUUCAGGAGGAUCUGCUCAACAACUUCACCUCGUUCACCUCACAAAAAGACCCCAAGUUUGAAGCUCGCCUCCAAGAUUGGUGGGUUCGCAUCCGCAAGGCCGCAAAGAAGUCCAAGCUUGCGAGAUACCUCCCCGAGGACUACACCAAGAUGCACACGAGGUAG
Molecule: messenger RNA, 954 nt
Organism: Fusarium keratoplasticum
Lineage: Eukaryota; Fungi; Ascomycota; Sordariomycetes; Hypocreales; Nectriaceae
Exons: 3
Coding region: 1-954 (317 amino acids)
Source: RefSeq, a predicted model, not a curated record